Messenger RNA from Rhagoletis zephyria (snowberry fruit fly), 1458 nucleotides. RefSeq lists its product as uncharacterized. NCBI's taxonomy places the organism in Eukaryota, Metazoa, Arthropoda, Insecta, Diptera, Tephritidae. The record is from RefSeq and is a predicted model, not a curated record. Gene Ontology annotation, biological process: cilium assembly. Gene Ontology annotation, cellular component: membrane; BBSome.
CUCGUUCGAGCGGCUGUGUCAGUUCACAAAGUUAGUGCAUUAUGCAUUAAGCGUUCGCGCGUCAUGUCGCUCUUCAACGUUUGCAACUGGUGGCACACACAGUCCUCCGAUCUGGAGGAGAACUAUGAUGUAGCCAGUUUACUGUGCGCUCGCUUCGGACUUGACGAUAAUGAAAAGGACUAUGUGGUUGUGGGUUCGCAUAGCGGUAACUUGAGCAUUUUCUAUCCACGCUUGGAUCAAAAUCGACGCCAUGAAGAUGGUGAGGCUUUUAGACCGACCGACUUGCUGUUGGAGGUGAAUCUUAAAGCGCCGAUACUGGGCAUAUAUGCGGGGCGGUUUAGUGGUGGACAAUUGGCUGAUGAAAAGCACAAUCAACUUGCCGUUUUACAUCCGCGUUCGGUGUCCAUUUAUAAGCUCCAGACCAUUGGUGGCGUCGCUGAGCAUGGCGCCCAGCUACGUCUGGUUUCUUUGGCCGAUUAUAAGCUGAAACGUGGUGCGUUGGCGUUGACGAAGGGUGCUUUUGGGCGUGUCAAGGGACGUGAGUUCUUCUGUAUUACGCAUUUGGAUGGCACGCUGACGUUCCAUGAGCAGGAUGGUAUUUUGUACGAAUGUCAAUUGCCGGGUAAUCGUGCAUUACCUGUGCCAGUUGUCUAUUGUGAACGGACGGAUAGCUUUUUUCGCUUUACAGCCGGUUGGAAUUUGGAGUGUUUUACUACUUUGACAGCGUUCCAAGCCACCACGGCCACGGCCAAGCAAGUUUUCAAACGGUUCGCUGAAAACUGUCCAGAAGAUGCCACACUCUUUGACUUGCGGCAAUAUCGUCAGCACAUUCUGCACGAACACAAUAAACGUCGCAACUUUGUAGCGCUCGGCGAGCUACCCGGCUACUAUCCAGCCGCGCGCAUGGCCACCAUGGUGUGGGAUGAAGAACUCGCCUUUUUGGCAUCACUGAAUUUGAAAAUGUGUUAUGUGGAGCACGAUGAUUGCAAUAAUUCCUAUCGUUUUCCGAGUGUGGGACAAAAUCUUUCGGGCGUUGAUCGUCGCCACGACUUGGAAGCCAAUGUGACGGAUAUCAUAGCCAUGUCGAUGGGUUUAUGGUUUGGCGAAUAUCCACUAAUCGAUAGCAGUUACAUACGCUCAUUUCGUGUUUCAUCGAAUUUCGAAAAGUAUGGCCACUUCGCAGAAAUGAUGAUCGAUCGCAAUACUCAUGUCGGCUGCGCCAUGUCACGCUACACACACCCCGCCUACCCUUUUCUGUACAUCUACAAUACAGCCUGCAAUUAUGCAAGUAAAUAUGCAUUGGAAACGCCGGUUUAUCGGGUGGGCGCAUCCGCUUCGGAAUGUACAACCGGCCCCAAUUCAAAAUAUCCCGGCCUCUGUUCGGCGAAAGAGAAAUUCAAUCCAAAUUAUAAUUAAUUACUAUUUACAGUACGCAUCCCCAGAAUAAAAAUAAAUAAA